This is a messenger RNA of Zingiber officinale, 1796 nucleotides long. RefSeq names its product purple acid phosphatase-like. NCBI's taxonomy places the organism in Eukaryota, Viridiplantae, Streptophyta, Magnoliopsida, Zingiberales, Zingiberaceae. Gene Ontology annotation, molecular function: metal ion binding; acid phosphatase activity. The coding region runs from base 243 to 1610 and encodes 455 amino acids. The transcript is spliced from 8 exons. The record is from RefSeq and is a predicted model, not a curated record.
UUCAUCAUAGUUGUCUUCUUUUUCCAAGUCAACCCUGUGAACCUCUUCCCCAGACCCACGCCACGAUUCUGUUAAUAACCAGUCGUCUUCCUCCGCAGUCAACUGUGCAUACAUUCGAACUGCCUGAUCGAAUCGAGCACCUGCCUCGGAUAUUCCCCUCAUUUCUCGCUGACUCUUCCCUUAUUUAUUAACACUCAUCCUCCAAUCCAAUUUGUCUCCCCCCAUCGCCAAAACAAUCAGGCAUGGGGCAGAAGAGGGGAAGAGGAGCUGCACACGUAAUUACAGCUUUCCUCUCGCUGGUGGUGAUGGCGGCCGGCCGCAGUGAAGCGGGGGCGACCAGUUCUUACGUGAGGACGCCAGGGAAAUCCGAGGACAUGCCGGCCGACGCCGAUGUCUUCGCCGUGCCUCCGGGUUACAAUGCUCCUCAGCAGGUACACAUCACCCAGGGGAGUCUGAAGGGAGAUGCAGUGAUCAUUUCAUGGAUCACAGUGGAUGAGCCUGGAUCGAGUGUGGUUCAUUAUGGCACUUCUCAACAAACCCUCAACUACACUGCCAAGGGCAAGUACACUACCUACAAGUACUACAACUAUACAUCAGGAUACAUCCACCACACAACUAUCAGGAAACUGAAGUAUGAUACAAAAUAUUACUAUGCUGUUGGAGUCGAUCACACAGUGAGGACAUUUUGGUUCACAACUCCUCCUGAAGUGGGUCCAGAUGUACCCUAUACCUUUGGCCUUAUAGGGGAUCUAGGCCAGACUUUUGAUUCAAACAUCACACUCUCGCAUUACGAUUCGAAUCCAAACGCGCAGACUGUGCUCUACUUGGGUGACUUGUCCUAUGCCGAUAACUUCCAGGAUCAAGUCAAGUGGGAUAGAUGGGGUCAGUUCAUCGAGCGAAAUGCAGCCUACCAGCCCUGGAUUUGGACUGCAGGGAAUCACGAGAUAGAAUUUCUUCCUAAAUGGGGUGAAAUCGAACCUUUUAAGUCAUACUCCCACAGGUUUCAUGUACCCUACAAGGCCUCUAAUAGCACAGCUCCAUUUUGGUACUCCAUUAAGAGAGCCUCUGCCUACAUUAUUGUCUUGGCUUCUUAUUCAGCAUACGGAAAAUACACUCCUCAGUAUCAGUGGCUUUCAGAUGAGCUAAAGAAGGUGAACAAGAGUGAGACGCCUUGGCUGAUAGUGCUGAUGCAUGCACCAUUUUACAACAGCUACAACUACCACUACAUGGAAGGAGAGAGCAUGAGAGUCAUGUUUGAGCAAUGGUUUGUGGAAAGCAAAGUUGACCUUGUCUUUGCUGGCCAUGUCCAUGCCUAUGAGAGAAGUUUUAGGGUAUCGAACAUAGCAUACAACAUCACAAAUGGAGAGUGCUCACCCAUUGCAGACCAAUCAGCUCCUGUUUACAUCACCGUGGGUGAUGGAGGAAAUAUCGAAGGCCUUGCCAACAACAUGACAGAGCCACAGCCAAGCUACUCUGCUUUCAGAGAAGCCAGUUUUGGGCAUGCCAUCUUGGAGAUCAAGAACCGAACCCAUGCCUAUUACACUUGGCACAGGAACCAGGACGGCAAUGCAGUGGCCGCUGACUCAACAUGGUUUUACAGCAGAACCUAACAUUAAAAAGAUGGCAAGGAUCCGGAGCUAUGAACCAAUAUGCUGGUGUUUUCUUCAAAAAUAAAUAAAUAAAUAUGAUGGUAUUUCAUUGGCCAUUUGUUUUUUUGUUUUUUUUUACAUUUUUAUUCUGUUUUGUGAUUUCUUCCCUAUCAGCUGGGUGCAUUUUGUGGUCGUCUUUUGCUAUCA